Episyrphus balteatus (marmalade hoverfly) is the source of this 2483-nucleotide messenger RNA. RefSeq names its product xylulose kinase. Bases 422 to 2083 code for a protein of 553 amino acids. Gene Ontology annotation, molecular function: D-xylulokinase activity. Lineage: Eukaryota; Metazoa; Arthropoda; Insecta; Diptera; Syrphidae. Gene Ontology annotation, biological process: xylulose metabolic process; D-xylose metabolic process. The transcript is spliced from 8 exons. The record is from RefSeq and is a predicted model, not a curated record. Gene Ontology annotation, cellular component: cytosol.
AAUUGUUGACGAUUUUUGACAAUUAAACAUCGGUUGAUUGGUCGUCGCAGUCGCAGUUCUUUCAACUCUGCUCCUGCUGUUGUUGUUUUUCUACUUCAUCUCCUGCUGGCCGGGUUAAGAUUUAUUUUAUUCCUUGCUACCACCGAGACCGUGUAUGUCGUGUCAUAAAAAGGUGUUCCAAAGAAAAUAUUUAAAAAAAAAAACAGACCCACCCACUUAAGAAGGGUUUCUUCUCUACUUCAACUCAGGUUGUUUUUAAAAAUCAUUCAACCAUAAAUGGUGUCUCACAAAUAGAUCAACAUCAUCAUCAUCAACGUCGUUGAACAAUCUUGUUUUUCGUUAAGGAAUUUCACAAAAAAGUGUGAAGAAGCUUGUUAGCCAGUAUUUUGAGUGUGUCUUGUGUUGACAACAGCAAAAAGAGAUGACUCCCAAGAUAGAAGAAGGCACUUACCUAGGCUUUGACCUAAGUACCCAAAAGCUGAAAGCAAUGCAACUUUCAGAAAACUUGGAAAUCUUAGCAACUGCCGAAGUGAAAUUUGACACAGAUUUGCCAGAAUUCCGAACAAAUGGUGGAGUUAAUUCGGGACCAAAUAAUCACGAAUUUUAUGUUCAACCUGCAAUGUGGGUGAAAGCCAUAGACAUCGUAAUGGAUCGGCUAGUUGUCCAAGGAGCUGAUUUUAGUACAGUUUCAGCCAUCGGAGGUUCAGCACAGCAACAUGGUUCCUUAUACUGGUCACGUCGUGGUCUACAAUCUCUUAAAAACCUCGAUCCCGAUAAGUUCCUUCAUUCGCAAGUCGAUGACUCAGCCUUUGCUCUAACUCGCACACCCAUCUGGAUGGAUGGAUCCACCGAAAAUCAAUGCCUUGAAAUGGAAGUUGCCAUUGGUGGACGCAAUGAAAUGGUCACUCUAACUGGUUCCAAAUGCUAUCCCCGAUUCACUGGACCACAAAUUCGUAAAGUCUAUCAAAAUCGUACGCAUGCCUACGAAGAAUCGAAAAGAAUCUCAUUGGUUAGUAGUUUUUUGGCUUCGAUAUUCCUUGGUGAUGUUGCACCAAUUGAUUAUGCCGACGCUUCCGGAAUGAACUUGUUCGAUAUCAAUGAAAAAAUUUGGUCGUCGGCUUGUUUAAAUGCCUGUGCUCCAGAUUUAGAAGAGCGUCUAGGUAGUCCAGUUAAGACUUGCUCUAUUCUGGGGAAUAUUGCUGAUUUCUUCGUACAAAGAUUUGGUUUCCCAGCCGAAUGUAAAGUAACGGCUUUCACUGGUGACAAUCCAUCGGCGUUAAGUGGAAUGUUGGUGGAGGAAGAUUGUCUUGUCAUUUCAUUGGGAACAAGUGAUACCGUUAUGAUGGGUUUAGAUAAACCAACGAAACUAGAAGAGGGACAUGUUUUGUGCCAUCCCACACUUAACGAUGAAUAUAUGGGCUUAUUAUGCUUCCGAAAUGGUUCUUCUGCGAGAGACGUAGUGAAGCGUGAUGAAGCCAAUGACAAUUGGGAUACAUUUACCGAGCUUUUGGAUUCAACGCCACGUGGUAAUUAUGGCAACAUGGCGUUACAUUUCCAUUCUUUGGAAAUAAUACCACAAGCAAAGGGUAUUCUCCGAUGGAACAAAGCAAUGUCGGCUGAAUGUGUCGAUGCUGCUCAAGGCGUUGCCAAAUUUGGAUCGCCCCAGACUGAAAUUCGCGCAUUAAUUGAAGGACAAAUGCUUCAUCGGAAAGCAAUAGCCACCGAUAUGGGCUUCCACUUUGGUGAAAAUACAAAAAUCAUUGCGACUGGUGGGGCCUCUGUCAACAAGUCAAUCCUUCAGGUUAUUUCUGAUGUAUUUAAUGCUCCUGUUUAUAUUCAGAAAGAAAGUGAAGCAGCAGCAUUAGGAGCAGCUUAUCGCGCAAAAUAUUCCCUCUAUUUGGAAAAAUUCAAAACUGACGAUUCGACUGAUCAACCAAAACACUAUCGCGACUUUAUCAUGGAAUUCAUACCAAAUAUUUUUGAAAAGGUAUGCGAUCCAAGUAAAGACAGCGAAGAAGUUUACACGCCAAUGUUGGCUAGAUACCGUGACAUGGCUAGAAUUUUAGAGACAAGCAGAAAGUGAAAGACUAUAAAUAUUCCCACAUAUCAAACUAAAACUUUAACUACGAAUACACAGCAAAGAGAACAUUCCCUAACCACAGAAGAGGUUUUUUUAAAUAAUUAUUAACUAAGUCUAAAGAGAAAAGAAAACUAUAAAUAACUCUUAGUUUAAGAAUACUUUUUUAUUAAUUGUUAAUAACUCGCAAAUUUUUUUUUGAUAAUGAUGAUAGAUUUUUUAAGCUUUUUUUUUUAUUAAGUAGUUAAAUAAAAGUGCAAUUUUUACUGAAGUAACUGUGAUUAAAAAUGAGAAGAAAUAUUAGGAAAAUUACAAAUUGAAACAAAAAGAAAUAAAUAAAAAAAAAUGCAUGUUGAAUCUCUGACUGCUUAAGAAAAACUACAUUUAACAUCUUUUAGGCUUUUUC